Molecule: messenger RNA, 5359 nt
Organism: Brachypodium distachyon (stiff brome)
Lineage: Eukaryota; Viridiplantae; Streptophyta; Magnoliopsida; Poales; Poaceae
Product: endoribonuclease Dicer homolog 4
Exons: 25
Coding region: 213-5090 (1625 amino acids)
Biological process (GO): siRNA processing
Cellular component (GO): cytoplasm; nucleus
Molecular function (GO): protein binding; ribonuclease III activity; RNA binding
Source: RefSeq, a predicted model, not a curated record
GCAAAACCCGUGCCCUUCCGCUGCUGCCCCUCUCGUGCUCCGCGAGAACCCCACCAGGACUUGCUCGCCGACCUUCUCCGUCUCUGCUUACUUCAUUUACGGCAGCCCGUCUUCUCCGAGCAGUCCUUCUUUACUCCCCACACUUCGCAGCCUCCUCCGCGGUCUCGACCAGUUGCGCAUCGCUUUGCUUCGGGCCGGAGCUUCCUUCCGCCAUGGGCGAGACCUCGGCCGCGGCGGCUAGCACGGAGGAGCCCAAGGAUCCGAGGACGAUCGCGCGCAAGUAUCAGUUGGAUCUCUGCAAGAGGGCUGUCGAGGAGAACAUCGUAGUGUACCUCGGCACAGGGUGCGGGAAGACUCAUAUUGCCGUGCUGCUCAUUUACGAACUUGGCCACCUGAUCCGCAAGCCCAGUAGUGACGUCUGCAUCUUCCUAGCCCCAACCAUCCCCCUUGUCCGCCAGCAAGCAGCGGUAAUUUCAAAUUCCACCAAUUUCAAAGUUCAAAGUUACUAUGGGAAUGGUAAAAGCUCAAGAGAUCACCAGGACUGGGAGAAAGAGAUGAGGGAGUCUGAGGUUCUCGUUAUGACUCCCCAAAUUUUGCUGUAUAAUUUGCGGCACUGUUUCAUCAGAAUGAGCUCCAUUGCGCUUUUGAUAUUCGAUGAGUGUCAUCAUGCACAAGCACAUAAGCGGCAUCCAUAUGCACAGAUUAUGAAGGAAUUCUACGAUAGUAAUGCCGUGAAACCCCCUCGUGUUUUUGGCAUGACAGCGUCACCAGUCAUGGGAAAAGGUGGGUCUAAUAAGCUUAAUUACACCAAAUGUAUUAACAGUCUCGAGGAAUUGCUGCAUGCAAAGGUUUGUUCGGUUGAUAAUGUAGAACUGGAAAGUGUGAUUGCUUUUCCUGAUAUGGAGGUGUACCCGUAUGGCCCAGUUAGUCACUCUAACCUUACUGUAACUUACAUCAAAGAACUUGAUGACUUGAAGCUUCAGAGUGAAUGCAUAGUUCGAGAGAGCCUAUACGAUUUCAAGGAUUCUCAGAAGAAAUUAAAGUCCCUAUGGAGGUUGCAUGGAAAUUUGAUUUUCUGUUUGCAAGAACUUGGUUCAUUUGGAGCUCUGCAAGCAGCAAGGAAUUUACUAUCUUUUGAUGUUGAUGCUUUUGACAAAAAGGAGGUUGACAUUAAUGGCAAUUCUACCCGAUUUAUGCAUCACUACCUAAACAAAGCAGUUUCUGUUCUGAGUUGCAACAUAUUAGAUGGUACCCAUGAUGAUUCAUUUGAUCUAGAGAUGCUGGAAGAACCUUUAUUCUCAAAUAAAUUUGCUGUUCUUAUUAACGUUCUCUCAAGAUACAGGCUAGAGGAAAACAUGAAAUGCAUUAUUUUUGUGAAAAGAAUAGCUGUAGCCAGAGCAAUAUCGCAUAUCAUCCGAAAUUUGAAGUGCCUUGAUUUUUGGAAAUGUGAGUUCCUUGUGGGAUGCCACUCUGGACUCAAAAACAUGUCAAGGAACAAGAUGGAUGAUAUUGUUGAAAAAUUCUCUUCUGGCGAGGUAAAUCUUUUGGUUGCUACUAGUGUAGGCGAAGAGGGUCUUGACAUUCAGACUUGUUGCCUCGUCGUGCGGUUUGAUCUUCCUGAAACUGUUGCUAGUUUUAUUCAGUCCAGGGGACGUGCCCGGAUGACAAUAUCUAAAUAUGUUGUUCUCUUGGAGAGGGGAAAUCAAUCUCAAGAGAAGUUGCUGAAUAAUUAUAUUGCUGGUGAAAGCAUUAUGAAUGAAGAGAUAGACUCAAGAACUUCAAAUGAUAUGUUUGAUUAUCUCGAGGAGAACACUUAUCGAGUGAAUCAUACUGGUGCUUCCAUUAGCACUGCCUGUAGUGUAUCUCUACUACAUCGCUACUGCUACAACCUUCCGAGUGAUAUGUUCUUUAAUCCUUCCCCAGCAUUCUUUUACAUUGAUGAUACUGAGGGAAUAAUCUGCAGAGUAAUUCUUCCACCAAAUGCUGCUUUUCGUCAAAUGGAUGGUCAACCGUGUCAAUCAAAAGAUGAAGCUAAGAGGGAUGCAUGCUUAAAAGCAUGCAUGAAAUUUCACGAACUGGGUGCUUUGACAGAUUUUCUUUUGCCUGGUCCAGGUUCAAGAAAGAACAAAGCAUCAUCACCAAAUGGUUCAGCAAGUAACAAAGAGGAAGAUGACAGUCUAAGGGAAGAACUUCAUGAGAUGUUAAUUCCCUCAGUUCUCAAACCUUCGAGAUGCAAACAGGACUGUCUAUUGGACCUGCAUUUCUACUAUUUCAAAUUUUUUCCCAUACCAGCAGACAGACACUAUCAGAUGUUUGGUCUUUUUGUGAUCAAUCCCCUUCCUGAGGAGGCUGAAAAGUUGGAGGUCGAUUUACAUCUGGCCCGUGGCAGGAUUGUGAAAACUGGAAUCAAACAUUUAGGAACGAUGGUAUUUGACAAAGAACAGAUGAUUCUUGCACGCAAUUUCCAAGAAAUGUUUCUGAAGAUUCUCCUGGACAGAUCCGAGUUCACUUCAUCUGAUGUUAUAUUGUGCAAUGAUGACACAUUAGAGAUUAGUUCAACAUUUUACCUGCUGCUUCCCAUCAAGCAGAAAUGCUGUGGUGAUAUAUUUGUGAUUGACUGGCCAACAGUUGUGCGCUGUUUAUCAUCACCGGUUUUUAGAGAUCCAGUUGAUGUGUCUGUACAUGGAUCAUAUAUACCAAACGAGUCUUUACGGCUUCUUGAUGAGGUCUACAGUAGAACUGAUGUAGUUGGUAGUUUAAUCUUUGUUCCCCAUAACAACACAUUUUUCAUCAUUGAUGUCAUUCUGGACAAACUAAAUGGGAGAAGUGAGUUCAAUGGUGCAACUUAUGAAGAACAUUACAGGGAAAGGUUUGGUAUUGAGCUAUCCCACCCCGAGCAGCCACUUCUGAAGGCUAAACAGCUCUUCAAUCUGCAUAAUUUGCUUCACGAUCGUUUACGGGAGACCACAGGAGGUAGUGAGUUGGUGGAACACUUCGUGGAGUUGCCUCCAGAGCUAUGCUCUUUGAAGAUAACUGGGUUUUCAAAGGAUAUGAGUAGUUCUCUGUCCUUGCUGCCAUCUUUAAUGUGUCGGUUGGAGAAUUUUCUGGUUGCUAUUGAGUUGAAGGAUCUCAUGUUGUCUUCUUUCCCAGAGGCUUCUCAAAUUAGUGCUUCUGCUAUCCUUGAAGCAAUUACUACUGAAAGGUGUUUGGAGAGGAUUUCCUUGGAGCGAUUUGAAGUCCUAGGAGAUGCUUUUUUAAAGUAUGUAGUUGGGCGUCACAACUUUAUGUCAUACGAAGGACUUGAUGAAGGGCAACUGACCAGAAGGCGUUCUGAUAUAGUAAAUAAUUCAAAUUUACAUGAGUUAUCAGUGAAAAGAAAUUUGCAGGUAUACAUACGGGACCAACAGUUUGAACCAACACAGUUCUUUGCGCUGGGAAGACCAUGUAAAGUAGUUUGCCAUGCGGACAUGGAAGUGAGCAUACACCAGAAGAAUAUUGACCCAGAUAGACCAGAAAACUGUAACGUGAGGUGUACAAAGUCACAUCAUUGGCUGCAUAAGAAGACCAUUGCUGAUGUUGUUGAGUCACUUCUAGGAGCAUUUCUUGUUGAGGGUGGAUUCAAAGCUGCAUUUGCGUUCCUUCACUGGGUGGGAAUAGAUGUAGAUUUCGAAGAUUCAGCUCUCUAUAGAGUAUUGAAUGCAAGCUCCAUCAAUCUAUCUCUCAUGAACCUCAUCAAUGUUGCUGAGCUUGAGGAAUUAAUUGGUUACAAGUUCAAACAUAAGGGUCUAAUUAUUGAAGCAUUUGUACACCCAUCAUUUAAUAAACAUUCUGGAGGAUGCUACCAGAAAUUGGAGUUUCUUGGGGAUGCUGUUUUGGAAUAUUUGAUGACCUCGUACCUCUACUCAGCUUAUCCUGAUCUUAAGCCUGGUGAAAUAACAGAUUUAAAAUCAUUAGCUGUCUGUAAUGAUUCGUUUGCAUAUGUAGCAAUUCAGAAAUGUAUCCAUAAGUAUAUUAUAAAGGAUUCAAAUCAUCUUACAAAGGCAGUGAGCAAAUUUGAGAAUUAUAUUAAACUUCCUAAUUCCGAGAAAGACUUGGUUGAAGAACCAGCAUGUCCAAAGGUUCUUGGUGAUAUUGUUGAAUCUUGUGUUGCUGCGGUUCUUUUGGAUUCAGGGUUCAACCUGAACUACGUUUGGAAGCUAGUGCUUAUGCUUCUAAAGCCAGUGUUGAGCUUCUCUGGCAUGCACAUGAAUCCUAUGAGAGAAAUUCGGGAACUUUGCCAAUGUAAUGAACUUGAGUUAGGCCUUCCCAAACCUAUGAAGGCUGAUGGAGAGUACCAUGUCAAAGUAGAAGUUAACAUAAAUAGCACAAUGAUUAGUUGUACCGCUGCAAACCGGAAUUCAAAAGUCGCUAGAAAGUUGGCCGCACGAGAAACACUUUCUAAACUGAAGAAUUAUGGAUACAAGCAUAAAAACAAGUCACUGGAAGAGAUUUUGCAUGAUGCUAGGAAGAAAGAACCAGAACUAUUAGGCUAUAAUGAAGAACCAAUCAAAGUUGAGGCGGACAUAUCUGUACAAAUGAAGAGUCUACAGAUAAGUGAAGAGAGAGAUGCAAACUUCUCUUUUAAAAAUAUGGAAGUUCCUAUUGGUGGGAGUUCUAAAACCUCCAACCAAAGAACAGCAGGAGAUACCAAGAUUUUCAAGGAUGAUGUCAAUAAUGAAAGGAAUAAUCAGCUCAUGGUUGCAAUGCAGAAUGGUUGUCUGCUGAGAGGAACAACUCAGAAAAACAAUAAAAAGGAGUAUAAAGGUGAUAUGGUACAUAAAACAGCGAAGUCGUUUCUUUUUGAAUUAUGUGCUGCAAGUUACUGGAAACCCCCUGAAUUUCAGUUAUGCAUAGAGGAAGGGCCAAGCCACCUUCGAAGGUUCACUUACAAGGUUAUUGUUCAGAUCAGGGGACCCUCGGAGACACUUUUGGAGUGCUACAGCGAUGCUAAAUUACAGAAGAAGGCGGCACAAGAACAUGCCGCACAGGGUGCUCUGUGGUAUCUCAAGCAACUCGAAUACCUACCAAAAGAUGUUCAUUCAAAAUGUUAGAUAUUUUGUUCAUUCAAUAUCUGGUAAUGAUGCAAGAACAAAGCAAGAUAUGAGGAAGGAGCCACAGAGCAAACCGCAACAGCAGCGAGAAGACAUCGACGCUGAAGAUUAGGCUUGUAGCAAACAAUAAAGUCCGUUUCAUUUUAGGUUUUUGACAUUUCUUUGACCAUCAGUUGCAUCAAUAAUAAGUGGCUUAUGGCAUAAAAGUUAUACUAUUAGAAACCUAUUUUGAAUACAAAUUCAAUGGUAUAAAUUUUUUGGCACACAAA